Messenger RNA from Durio zibethinus, 1261 nucleotides. RefSeq lists its product as uncharacterized. The record is from RefSeq and is a predicted model, not a curated record. Lineage: Eukaryota; Viridiplantae; Streptophyta; Magnoliopsida; Malvales; Malvaceae.
CAUUUAUUUAAGUAUUUCUUUAUUUAAAAAAUAAAUUAGUGAAAAAAAUAUAUAUAAAGGUUUGCCCUUUGCCCAAACGUUUCCCAAAUCUCAAGCCCUAAAAAACUCUCCUUUUUGUGCGUCUAUGGCAGCCUCAUCGUCCUCAGGUACCUCGUACUCUUCCUCGGAUUCCUUGUCCGACUCGUCUUCCCCGCACGCCAAACGACGUCGUCACCGCAGCAACCGACGCGACAGAGACAGAGAUUCUCUCAAGAUCCGAAAGAAGAGUCGUUCGCUUGGUAAACGACGUCGGAGGAAGCAUCGCCGCGAUUCCUCCGAUUCUUAUUCUUCUUCCGACUCCGAUUCAUCCAGAAGUAAACGUUCGUCAGAUAGUGAGCCUGAGUCUAAUCAUUCAAAGAGGCACAAGAAAAGUGACCGGCCAAAGAAGUUGAAGGAAAAAGAACGAAGCAAGAGUCAUAGAAAUAAACGUUACAAGCACAAAGUUAAAGAGAAGGAGCAGGAUAAGGGAAGUAGCAGCCCUGUGCAACUUUCUAAGUUUCUUGGGCGUGACAAGGAUGAUGGUGUACGCCGUAGUGCUGUAUCUGGAAAAAAGAUUCAAUUGAAACUUGACAAGUCAAAGGAGGAUAAAGAGGCUGAGAGCAAAAGAAAUGAAUUACUCAAGUUCUUAAAUGCUAGUUUUGAUUGACUUGGUGGAGCUGAAGUUCAAAUUGUAUCAUGAAGGUAAGAUAGAUGGAGUGCGUUAGAUCUUCUCAGCAUAAAAGUUCAAGUAUCUUUCUGAAGAUCAGGUUAUCAUUGCUUUAGUCAUAUUUAUAGAUCAUGUUUUCAUCAGUUCUGAUGGAAUGUAGAAUAUUGGUAACUUCUGCCUUGAGAUCUUGUGAGAAUAAUGUUGAAUUGCUCAAAUCUCAGUGUUGUAUUUUAUGGAUUUGGUGCUUUCCUUAGUUUGUUGAGUUUAUGUGAUCAAUUCUACAAAUUGAUGAGUAUUUGAGAAAGCUUGUCACCACAUCUGUUUAAUUGGCCAACGUGAUGGCUGAUUAUGGGCUAUGAUGUUUUUGGCAUGUAAUGUGAUAUCCUGAGGAGUGAGGUCUUUUCUUCAACUCAAGAAGUUCCAAAUGAAUAGUUGUCGUGGUCCUUUUGACAGAUCAGAACCAGUUCACUACAUUCUCAAGUUAGGGUUUUUCAAUCUGCUGAAAAUCUGUGUAGCCGCCACCCAUAGUUCUUACAACAUUUGAAAACGACAUUUAUCUGACCAAGAUUUCGAAUU